Molecule: messenger RNA, 2590 nt
Organism: Notolabrus celidotus (New Zealand spotty)
Lineage: Eukaryota; Metazoa; Chordata; Actinopteri; Labriformes; Labridae
Gene: sparcl1
Product: SPARC-like 1
Exons: 11
Coding region: 103-2076 (657 amino acids)
Biological process (GO): anatomical structure development
Molecular function (GO): extracellular matrix binding; protein binding; collagen binding
Source: RefSeq, a predicted model, not a curated record
GGGCUGUCUGGAAUACAAAAGGACAUCCUCACAGGUUGAGCACAGGCGUGAUCUGGUGUUUGUGCAGGAUUUUCAUUUCUCUUGUGACAGUCAGCCUCAGGUAUGAGGGCCUACAUAGUAUUCAUUUGCUUCCUGGUAGCAACCUUUGCCUUGUCUGUGAAUAGUAAACCUCAUGGCAAACGUCAUGGAUUGCGAAAGAAUGCCCAUUCAGCCAAGGAAAAGGAGAUCAUUACAGAGGAGGCAAACAAGCCGCAGAUCUUGCCAACUUUAGUAUCUAUUGAGGCAAGUAGCCAGGAGCAGGAAGAUGAAGAAAUGAGCUCUGAAGACAACUCUAACGCUAACAAGGAGGAAGGAGAGUUUCAAGUGACAGAGAGGAGCGACAAAAGCACUGCAGUCCUGCUGAGUGAUGAAGAAUUGGUUGACCUCUUGAAGAAAGAGGCAAAGGAGGAGCAGGAAGCAGAAGAAAGAGAGCUGGAGGAAGAAGAAUUGGAGACGGAGCAAGACAAGCUGGAGGCAGGUGAGGAUGAGGAAACCCAGGGGAAGAAGCUGGAUGACAAACUCAAGACAGAGGGAGAUGUGAAAGAGGAGCCAUAUGAGAAAGAAGAGGUGAAAGAAGAGAGGGAGGAAGAUGAAGAAAAAGUGGAGAAAAAAGAUGAGGAGGUGGAAAAGAUGCCACAGGAGGAAAAGGAGCAGAUAGCAUUGCAGGAGGAAACAGAUGGAAGCACAGAGUCAGAGAUUCCAGCUGAUCUUGACUAUGCUGCUGAUGGUAGCAUCUUACAACCACUACAGAUCUCAAAAUUGAAACCCCAACUAGAUGACACCCAGACUCUCCCACAAACAGAUGCAAAGGGGAAAGAAACCACCAUUUCAGAUGACUUUGAACAUGAAGUACAAAACACAGAGGCAGCAGGCAGUGAGGAAGAGUCUGAUGGAGAUAUAGAGGAACAUUCAAAGGCCAAGUCUAACAAGAAAGAAACCGUAGCAAAUGUAGACCCUCAAGAACCAAAGAGUGGGACUAAGUUUGAAUCAGGGUCACGACUGGCUGCGAAGGAAGAAGAGAAAAGUAAGAAUGAGAGUGGGAGUCACAGCAAGGGAAAGGCAAGGAAGCAGAAGAAGAACCAGAGGGCAAGGAAGCACUCUCCACAGAAUGAUGACACACAGCCAGGACAGGAGCAGAGCCAGCAGGAUGCUCAGGAGUCUGAGGGCGGCAGCAUCGACAAUACUGUUCAAAAGGCAAAGAGGAGGAGGGCAGGGAAAUGGGGUCCUUUGGUAGGAAUGAAUCCUGUGCAGAUAAGAGCCACAGUGGAUCUCUACCCCAGUUCCAGGUCCUCUCUGGGGGGAAGCACUCAUCGCUCAGAUGCCCCCGCAGAUCCUUGUGACAACUUCCCUUGCAAACGUGGAAAGACGUGUAAACUUGAUGAAGACAACAAGCCAAGCUGUGUGUGUCGGGAGCUGACAGAAUGUCCUCCAAGUAUGAAUGAGAUUGAUCACGUUUGUGGGACAGACAACAAAACCUAUGAUACAUCAUGUGAACUCUUUGCUACCAAGUGCAACCUGGAGGGCACCAAGAGAGGACACAGACUUCAUCUGGACUACACUGGGCCUUGCAAAUUAAUACCUCAAUGUGUGGAAACUGAGCUGAUCCAGUUUCCUCUGAGGAUGAGAGAUUGGCUGAAGAAUGUGCUUCUGCAGCUGUACGAACAUGACUCCAUGUCUCCUGGAUUCCUCACUCCUAAACAGCGAUUUAGAGUGAAGAAGAUCUUUGAGAGUGAGAGGCGUCUUCAUGCUGGUGAUCACUCAGUUGAGCUGCUCGCACAAGACUUUGAGAAAAACUACAACAUGUACAUAUACCCUGUGCACUGGCAGUUUGCUCAAUUGGACCAACACCCCUCAGACAGAGUGUUGUCACACUCUGAGCUCGCCCCUCUAAGAGUCCCUCUGGUGCCGAUGGAGCACUGCACCUCACGCUUCUUCCAAGAGUGUGACGCUGACAAGGACAAGCAGGUGUCAUUUAAAGAGUGGACUUCCUGUUUUGGCAUUAAGAGUGAGGAUAUGGAUACCAACCUGUUAUUCUGAGCCCCAUUUUGACCCCCAUCACACCUCAGCUUUAGACAGAAAGCACAUGAAACUCUGUUUUAUAAGCAAGUUUGACGCAUUCAAAUGAAAGAAACUCAUUUUAUCUCCUGCUGUAGGGGGCAACUGUUGCUGUUUUCAACUUGUCUCAGGCUAAGCUUGGACAUUUGGAUCUUUGUUCUAUAUUGUAGUUUAAAUUGCUAGAAUAAUUAUUUUUUAUGUAGAAUAUAAGAAAGAGUUAUUCAUAGUUUGUGUUUUCCAGACACUGUUUUCUAAUGCAUUCCAAACUGGGGAGAAGUUUACAUCAGCUAGUAGAAUACGUUUUGUACAUAUAAAAGGCUCUGAAACAACAGUGGUUUGUAUGUUUGAGUGAUUUAGUUCAGACUCUCUAAAUGAAGGUUUGUCGGAUUAUUCUAGUAGAAAAUGUUAACAAUAAUCUUAGUGGCAACUGCUGUAAAAAUGUUUGUAUUUACAUCCUGUUUCACUUUAAAUCUCAUUAAAGCUUCACAUUAUCAUG